UGGACCUAGGUCGGCGUGGUGCCCCUCGCUUCGAGCCCCCGGCGCAACGCGGCCACAACGGCCAGUGAGCGUGUGCUGAGCGGCGCGCGGCGGCAUGUUCCUCCGCAGCCCCUCGCGCAUGCGCGGCUCAGUUUACAGUUGGAGCUCGGACGAAAAUGGCGUCAGCUAAGUUCCUUGAGGAAGCCCUCAGCACGGACGUCGACGAAUCCGCGGUGAGCGCCAUCGUCGGCUCCCUCGAGACCCAGCUCGUAACGAGCGCGACGACUCAGCCGACGAUCGCCGGUCAGCAGCAGAGUCCGAGCCCGGCCCAGCAACAGCAGAAUCACCGGAGUAACGGCUCCUCCGCGGCAGCGGCCGCCGCGGCCACGGCUCUACCUGCCGCCACAACCGCACAGCAGCCGCAGAAGCAGCAGCAGCAACAGCAUGUCACCAACGGCACCACCACGGCGCAGGAACUCGUCAAGGCGACACCAACGCCAACCAGCACCACCAACAGUGGCCAACUCGCCCUCUCCAAUGUCAAUGUCGUUACCUGCAGCGGUACACAGCAGCAGCAGCAACAGCAGCAACAGCAACAAGGUGGUCAGAUCCAGGUUCAGGCCAUGCAACAACAGCAGCAGGCACAGCCACAGAGUGGGCAACCACAGCAGCAACAACAGCAGCAACAACAACAACAACAGCAGCAGCAGCAGCAGCAGCAGCAGCAGGCCACAUUCAUCAAUCAAGUGACGAGCAAUCAGGUUACCAGUAAUCAGAACAACCAACUUACGGCGUUGGCCAAGGUCCAAGGAGAGCAUGUGAAGAUUGUUUAUCCUGGUAGUGGCCAGGUUAUCGCAACCACGGGCAUUGUCAAUGCUAACAAUAAAUUAACGUUUCCGACACAAAAUGUGGCUCAAUUGGCCAAUGGUACGCUGGGUGUCGUCACCACCCAGACCGUGCUUCAGAGCACAUCUAACGCAGUGAGCAAUGUUUCGGGAACACAGACUACUAAUCAAGCCACGUUAAACGUCAAUAAACAAACUGCUUUGGUUAUUAAGACUAGCGUGGCACCCGGUGGCAUGGUUUCCGUCCCUAUGUCAGUCCCAGUCACGGUUGCCGCCAAUAUGACUAACACGGCGCAGCAGGCCAAGGCUGGUGUCGCUUCCGCAAUAGUGCCCAGUAACGUACAGAUACUCAAUGUCAAUGCUAUGCGGCCAGGCACACCAGUGACUGGCCAGCAGGCAGGUAAACAAGUUGCUUCUAGGGUCGUCAUCGGCCAGCAUAUGAUGGGAGGACGAGCGGGAGCCCCUGGGAUAACGCUACAGGCUCUCCAGGGUUUACAAGCUGGUACUCAAGGCCACCUAUUACUGAAGACAGAAAAUGGUCAAUUUCAACUACUAAGGGUGGGACCAGCUCCAACUCCUGGUACUCCUGCAGGAACAGUGACUCCUAACAGUAUUGCAGGGAAUGCAGUGGUAGCUUCACCAAGUGCUACAGGCACAACGUAUCGUCUAGCCUCAUUGCCAGCUGUAAGUAGGCUAAACGCACAGUUCACUGGUCCACCACUCGCCACAAUAAGAAAACCCAUUCAGACUGUAGCUCCAACUGUAACUACCACAACUGUUACUCCCGUAACUUCAACUAUUGUUGCUGCGACUACUACAGCACCAACGCCAGUUGCUACACCUGCUCAAUCGACUGCGUCUCCAACCCAGCGACAAACCACAGAUAAUACCAAAGAAAAGUGCCGUAAAUUCUUAGCAAACUUAUUAGAGUUGUCUAGUCGAGAACCUAAACAUGUGGAACGAAAUGUUCGGACGUUAAUACAAGAAUUAAUUGAUGUUAAAGUUGAGCCAGAAGAAUUCUGUGUUAGAUUAGAAAAAUUGUUAAAUGCAUCUCCACAACCGUGUUUGAUUGGGUUCCUUAGAAAAAGUUUACCUCUUUUGCGUCAAUCACUCGUCACUAAAGAAUUGGUUAUUGAUGGGAUACGACCACCACCAGCCAAUGUUGUUUUUUCAAUAGCCUCAGGAACACCAGUUGUCACACAGCAAAACCAAAUUAGGCCAACUGUAGCUGUAGCACCUGCGGCAUCAACAGCAACACCUUCACCGACACAAGUUGUUGCAUCUCCAGCUACUAUUGCUGUGACGCCAACGGCAACUACUCAAGUGCGAGUAAUGGCACCUCUUACAGGAGUCACAAAUAUGCCAAGACCUCCACAACCAAUGGUUCAACAAAGGCUGAAUUUGCAAAAACCAGUGACGGCUUCCUUUAACAAAAAAGUGCGUCCGGUGACGACGACUGUGGUGCGCCCCCCGACAUCGACUUAUGCCGUGAAAUCGGGAGCGUUACCCACGGGCUCGAUACAGCAACAACAGCAACAACAGCAGCAGCAUCAGCAGCAGCAACAACAACAUCAUCAUCAUCACCACCACCAUCAUCAUCAUCAUCAGCAGCAGUCUUCGGUGAGUACAACCGUCAGUAGCGUGAGCAGCGGUGCGAGUAUGAUUCGACAGCCGACGGGGCCGAUCGUCGUGCAAAAGUCAUUGCCGGUAACGACAAUCGCUAAGACGAUCGUCACAUCCACGCAAAACAAGACCAUCACUACCAUCACCACGUUGAACAAAGCCGCAGUGCCUUCCGUACAACCGAAGCCAAUACCCAAGGAAAAGGAAAAGAAGACCUUCUCGUCCGCGGGCUAUACAGGCGACGAUGACAUUAAUGAUGUGGCAGCGAUGGGAGGAGUCAAUCUGGCGGAAGAAUCUCAACGAAUCCUUGGAUCAACGAAAUUCGUUGGAACGCAAAUAAGAUCGUGCAAAGAUGAAAUAUUUUUGCACAUGACACCUUUACAACACAAGAUUAACAAAAUAGUUACUAGUUAUGGCUUAGAAGAGCCCAACCAAGAAGUAGCGUCGUUAAUUUCUCAUGCAGCACAAGAAAGGUUGAAAAAUUUGGUGGAAAAAUUGGCUGUUAUAGCUGAGCAUAGGAUAGACCUUGUCAAAGUCGAUCCCAGAUACGAAGUAACACAGGAUGUAAGAGCGCAGUUAAAGUUUUUGGAGGAAUUAGAUAGGGUGGAACGUAAGAGGCACGAGGAGCACGAGAGGGAAAUGCUGUUAAAGGCAGCAAAGAGCAGAGCGAAAACAGAGGAUCCAGAACAGGCAAAAUUGAAAGCAAAAGCAAAAGAGAUGCAAAGAGCAGAGAUGGAGGAGGCGCGGCAGCGCGAAGCCAAUCAAACGGCUCUGCAGGCAAUUGGGCCUCGUAAGAAACCGAAGCUCGACCUUGGCUGUCUGUCAUCAAAUAGUACUGGCGGUAACGCAGGUCUAAACUCAAGUUCAACGGGCCUUAACCGUCAAAUGCCAAUGCGACCACGUCUGAAGCGGGUCAAUUUCCGAGAUUUGCUGUUCCUCUUGGAGCAGGAAAAGGAGACGUGUCGGAGCGUCACCCUCUACAAGUCUUAUCUGAAGUGAUCCUGCUGUCAUCGCCAUCGCCGGCAUUAUCGUCGCCGUAGCCUACGCGAGCAGCUGGCCUCUCGAGUAACGAUCGCCCGACGAUGAUGAUGGUUCUACAGACGCGCCUGGGAUAAGCGAAAGAACGUUCAGUCCUGGUGUAGUUGUGUUAUCGUUUAUUUUUCUUUGAAAGCGCCCAAGUCGUCGCCAAUAGAGGUGGAGAAUUUCUUAGGCGUGCAAUAAAAGAAAGGACGUUCGUGUACUUGGUACAGCCAAUUGUCGAUAUUAAGCUUCCCAUAUAUAUUUGUAAAUUGACUGAGAAUAGAGGAGGAACUUUUAAGGUGUAUAAUAUAAAAUAGAGAUAGAGAUAGAGAGAGAAUGAAAAAGAGUUUCUUAAUUUUUUUCUUUCGUCUUUAUCUACUUUGGAUUUUCUUGAAUCGCGAUGUUACGUCAUCGAAGAGUCGAGGGACAAAGUAGUGCUCUGGUUGAAAGAUUUCAUUGAAGGUGCUAAACAUUGAUAAUACAUUUCAAAUACUUUCCUUGGUUGAGAUUGUAUUUUCUAAUUUAAAUCGAUCGAUUAAUUUACCGUGAAAAUUAUUUGUUGUCGUUUUUACGGAAAAUAUACAUUUAUACUAUGCAUAAGUUGCCGAAAUUGAGAACAAAUAAAGUGCAU
This is a messenger RNA of Ceratosolen solmsi marchali, 4098 nucleotides long. RefSeq names its product TBP-associated factor 4. The transcript is spliced from 13 exons. Gene Ontology annotation, molecular function: protein heterodimerization activity; RNA polymerase II general transcription initiation factor activity; DNA binding. The record is from RefSeq and is a predicted model, not a curated record. Gene Ontology annotation, cellular component: transcription factor TFIID complex. NCBI's taxonomy places the organism in Eukaryota, Metazoa, Arthropoda, Insecta, Hymenoptera, Agaonidae. Gene Ontology annotation, biological process: transcription initiation at RNA polymerase II promoter; DNA-templated transcription. The coding region runs from base 156 to 3446 and encodes 1096 amino acids.